Trichomycterus rosablanca is the source of this 2772-nucleotide messenger RNA. RefSeq names its product protein FAM167A. NCBI's taxonomy places the organism in Eukaryota, Metazoa, Chordata, Actinopteri, Siluriformes, Trichomycteridae. Bases 222 to 563 code for a protein of 113 amino acids. The transcript has 2 exons. The record is from RefSeq and is a predicted model, not a curated record.
GAACGGGUCUUACACACUUGUUGCUCAUCACUAACAGUUUUUUGUGUCGCUUAGAUUUCGGAUAGUACGCUAAAAAGAGAAGAAGUACGGAUGUAAGACACUGGAGACAAGAUGCAUGUGUGUGUGUAAGGAGUGUGAAAGCGGUCGGUCUCCUGGCGAAGGUUAUUAGUGGGAUCGAAGCAUCUUCUUACAGACUCUUAUUCAACCCACUGGAUGGCACGAUGAACCCCGAGACUCAGUAUGAGGACUCAGUGUCCAUCAUGGUUCUGGAGAACAUCAAGAACAAGCUUCUGCAUGCUUUCAGGACAACUGCGGAGCCGAGAGCGUCUCCUGAAAAUAACGAAGAUCUGACAAGCACUGACAGAAGCUUCCAAGCAAAUGAAGAAUUACGUAGAGCUAAGAUAGAUGGAGCAAUCACAUGGUUACGAACUGAACUGUUGGAGAUGCGUUCACAGGACCGGCAGCUGGCACAGACCCUGCUGAGGCUCAACUCUGAGAUCCAGAGACUGAGACGAGAAGGUGGUCAUCUUUUACUGGACUCCAAUCAAACUGAUCAGCACUGACCCGACAUAUGACAAACCAGAGAUGUUCAAUAACUGAAAACACAGACAAUUCUGUCUUACUUUCUCUAUUAUUCUUAUGAUUAAAAUAGACCUGAGACUGUUUGCAUGAGCUGCUAAUGCCAAAAAUUGCCAUCUUUUUUCCUAAAAGAGACAUGUUCUGCAUGUUAUUGUGUUGUUGCACGUUCAGCAUCUAUAGUUUGUGAGACUUAAGUUGCUUUAAGAGAUAGAAGUCAGUAUAAUUAUUAAAUGUCUGUGUGAAUUAUGAAUGUUUGGACUUUCUGGUAAAACUACAACCUUGCUGGACCUGAAACACAGUGCAUGUCAUAACAAGUGGUGGUAAAUAUAUAUUUACAAAGGAGUCAAUAUUCAUAAUAAUAAUGUAUGUUUUUGGGAUGUUUUGUCCCAAAAUGAUCAUAGACUAAAUGUACAUUAUUCAUAAAGCUCAUUAAUUCCAUCCAUGUAAAAGGUCCAAAAUAAAACAUAAAAAUAAUGAUACAUUUGGAGACAUGCUAAUUAAAUGUGGGAAAAUGUAUGUUUAUCAAAUAAAGAAGGAAUUCUUAUUCUUAAGUCAGUUCUCUUUAUACUCUUAUAUAAGUGGUUUUAAUAUUCUGAUCAUUAGCUAUGCAUUGUAUUUUAAACAAUUCCCUAGUCUGUGUCACUAACAGCUAGUAUCAGCUGGUUGACCUCUAUAUAAGGUUAAGAGAAUUAGUAAACGCUGUGGUCUACAUGCAGCAGAAUUAGAGUAUAAACAUAUAGAUGCAGUCGUAGUGAAUACAUGCAGUUCACUAUAAUAGUAUUUUUUAUAUUUUAUAUGUUCUAAAGAUACAAAAUAAAAUAGCAAAAUAAAUGUACGGUUAGCAACAGCAAUGUACUGUUAUUUUUAGUGUGGAUAACAACCGAUAACUGUCCUUUUAUUUGGCCUGUAAAUCCUGCUAAAGGUCAGAAGAAAAUUAACUGUGGAGACACCGUGGAGAACAUUUACUGGCCAUUUAAAAGUGUUGAUUACCAAUGUUAAAUGCUAAAUAAAACCCUCUUAAAGUUUAUAGUAAGAAAUUGUGAGUAAGGGAUUUGCCAAAACCUUUCAUAAUUGUGUGGCCAUGCCAUGCCCAGUAAAUUAAAUAGGGUGUCUUCAAAGGAAAGGAAACUUUAUUAUUUAAUAUCUGUAGCUACGUUGACAAGUCUAUGAAUUCAAUCUUUAAUCUGCACUUGCAUUUUUGUCCCAUUAAACCAUGUAAAUGAAAAUAAGUGUAACUUUUUUUUUUACACAUUAUAACCAACAUCAUCAAAGUGAUAAUGACACAAAAUUAUUAUAUCUAAUUAGCAAAGUACCUGGUUUGGGUAUGUAACCAGCCCCUUAUUUACUUACUCAGGUACAACCAAUCACCUUUCAGAUCACACACCAGGCUAAUUGGCCCACACCUGGCAUCAGAUGUUGUGGUUUUAAUUACUUCAGAAUAAAACCUGCUGUUCCUUGAGGAUUUCACUACUAGUAGUACUGUAUAAGGUAACACAAAAAUUCACCAUGGUUGGAAAGAUGCUUUCAAAACGCACAUAUUAGGUGGAUACAAAAAAAUUUAACUUGUCUAUCAAGAAGUGGAAAGUGUGUGGCAUCACCAAUGCCUUACAAAACUGGAUAACCUAACCAGAAGGAAAUUGAUCAGGGAAGCUACAAAGAGGCCAAUGGCAACUUCAAAUUACUUUUAAGUAUGAUUGGUUGAGAUUGGUCAGUCUGUGAAUGUGACAACAAUCUCUAAAGAUUUACACAAAGGUAGCCUUAUGGUAGGGUGGCAAGAAAAAAGCUGCUCCUGAAAAGUGCCCCACUGAAGACCUGGAUGAUUCUAAUGCCGUUUGGCAAAAGGUUUUCUGGUCAGAUGAGAUUUAACUUUUUGGACAAAACUCAAAACAGUAUGUUUUGAAAAAACCAAACAUUGUCACUGAAAAUGCACCAUACCUACCGUGAAGCAUGGUAGUGGCAACAUAAUGUAUUGGGGAUGAUUCUCCUAAGCAGGAACAGGGCACUUGGUCAGGACUGAAGGAAAAAGGUGACUCUACAAAGUACUAAAAUAGGGGACUGAUCACUUUUCCAUCCUGGGUAUUCUAGUUUAUUUAAAAGGUUAAUAUUUAGAACUGUUUCCUUUAUUCUCAUUACUUGAAUGCUGUAAGUCAAAAUGUGUAAACAAAACUGGAGAUAGUUUUUUGUGAUUAUUAU